Messenger RNA from Chaetomium globosum CBS 148.51, 1068 nucleotides. RefSeq lists its product as uncharacterized. The transcript has 3 exons. Gene Ontology annotation, biological process: response to reactive oxygen species; cellular response to oxidative stress; hydrogen peroxide catabolic process. Gene Ontology annotation, molecular function: peroxidase activity; heme binding. The record is from RefSeq and is a predicted model, not a curated record. The coding region runs from base 1 to 1068 and encodes 355 amino acids. NCBI's taxonomy places the organism in Eukaryota, Fungi, Ascomycota, Sordariomycetes, Sordariales, Chaetomiaceae.
AUGUCGACCGCAACUCGCACUUUCACCCGCGCUCUGCGCACCUCAGCUCGGCCUGCGUUCACCGCUGCGCCCCGGGCCGCUUUCCGCCAGGGUGGCCGCCGCUACUACUCGUCGGAGCCCGCCGCGAAGCAGAGUUCGUCGACCUGGCUCUGGGUUGCCGGUGCUGCCGCUGUCGGAGGUGGUGGCUGGUUCUUCCUGAACAACCAGGGCUCGGCCACGCCCAAGGUCUUCACCCCCAAAUUCGAGGACUACCAAGCCGUGUACAACGAGAUCGCCAACCGUUUGGAGGAGAACGACGAGUACGACGACGGCAGCUAUGGCCCCGUUCUGGUUCGCCUCGCUUGGCACGCCAGCGGCACCUAUGAUGCCGCCACCGGUACCGGCGGCAGCAACGGCGCCACCAUGCGCUUCGCCCCCGAGAGCGACCACGGUGCCAACGCCGGUCUGAAGGCCGCUCGGGACUUCCUCGAGCCUGUGAAGAAGAAGUUCCCCUGGAUCACCUACUCUGAUCUCUGGAUCCUCGCUGGUGUCUGCUCCAUCCAGGAGAUGCUCGGCCCCAAGAUCCCCUUCCGCGCCGGUCGCCAGGACAAGGACGUUGCUGCCUGCACCCCCGACGGCCGCCUGCCUGACGCCGCCCAGGCCCAAGACCACCUCCGCAACAUCUUCUACCGCAUGGGCUUCAACGACCAGGAGAUCGUUGCCCUGGCUGGUGCCCACGCCCUCGGCCGGUGCCACUCCAACCGCUCCGGCUACGAGGGCCCCUGGACCUUCUCCCCUACCGUCCUGACCAACGACUUCUACAAGCUUCUCCUUGACGAGAAGUGGCAGUGGAAGAAGUGGAAUGGCCCUAAGCAGUACGAGGACAAGAAGACCAAGUCGCUCAUGAUGCUGCCGGCCGACAUGGCGCUGGUCGAGGACAAGAAGUUCAAGAACUGGGUCAAGGAGUACGCCGCCGACAACGACCUCUUCUUCAAGGACUUCUCGGCCGUCGUCACCAAGCUCUUUGAGCUGGGCGUACCCUUCAAGGAGGGCACCGAGAAGUGGGUGUUCAAGACCGUCAACGCCUAA